UUGACGGUUAUUUCCAAGUCACUUCCCCUUUGUUUCCCCCCCGCAGAAUCCUCGGUAUAUGCUUCCAGCAUCUGUUCUUAUCCUCCUGUCCUCUCUUCCCUUUCCCUCCCCACCUCUUUUUUCUUUUUUUUCUAUGUCAUUUCCUUUCAUUGUGAACCAUGGCCAGCAGCACAAGAGCUUCUUCUCUUCUUCUUCUUAAUCAUAAAAACAACCAUUUUACUCUCUCUUUAAACUCAAAAAGACCUUCUCUUUUCCACUCUUUUCCUUCUGUUUCCUCCCAGAAUCCUCUUUUCUCUGUCUCUUUCUCUCUAUCGCUCUCCUCUUCUCCAUCACCUUCCACUUCCAGCAGCAUCACACGCGUCUCCACAGCGGCUUUAGAGUACGCGCCACCAGCACCCGACUCCAACAAUUUCCAGCAGGAAAUCUCCCGCCUCAAAACGCUGCGUUUGAAACUCUCAGCUUCGAAAACUCUCAAGCAGAAACUCAAAGUUCUGAACUCUGAUUCGAAAGUCAAGCAUUUUUUAAAUACCCGAGGUUUUGAAAGGGUUUUAGGUUCGCUCGGUUUGGGAUUAGACGAGUCGUUUCUGGUCAAAUGUUUGGUUGCAGCUGGUCAAGAGCACGUGCUCGAAAUGGGUUUUGGAUUUGGAGAGAAAGGAGGGGAUGGAGUGAGGAGUUCUGUCAAGACCGCGCUUUAUGCUUUGGUGGAAAUGAUUGAGAAAUGGGAUGUGAAUAAUGGUGGUUUGAGAGAAGGUUUUGUGAAGAGUCAGAACGGUAGCGUUUUGGAGGAUGAGGAUAGUGAGGACUUGAGAAAGUUGCUGAAGAUUUUGGGAGAGAUUGAGGAGUUUUAUGGUUGCAUUGGAGGAAUUAUUGGAUAUCAGAUAAUGGUGCUGGAGCUUCUUUCCCGAUCCUCACAUGAAAUGCAGACUACAAAUCACUCCCAGCAUGUACAUGAAUCAAUGGAAUACCAGUUUUUGGAAAUUCAUGUGCCUACUGGAUGUGACCUUUCUCAAAAUACAGAAUAUGCAUCUCAAGCAGCUUUAUGGGGAAUUGAGGGUUUGCCAGACUUAGGUGAAAUAUAUCCUUUGGGAGGUUCAGCAGACAGGCUUGGUUUGGUUGAUCCUGACACAGGUGAAUGUCUUCCGGCUGCAAUGCUUCGUUAUUGUGGGCGGACAUUAUUAGAAGGUCUUAUCAGAGAUCUUCAGGCUAGAGAGUUCCUGUACUUCAAGCUGUAUGGAAAACAAUGCAUCACUCCUGUUGCAAUCAUGACAAGUUCAGCAAAGAACAACCAUGAACAUAUCACAUCACUUUGUGAAAGACUUGGAUGGUUUGGAAGAGGACGAUCAAGUUUCCAACUCUUUGAACAGCCUCUAGUUCCGACUGUAAGCGCAGAAGACGGGCAAUGGUUGGUCAGGAAACCAUUUGUGCCUGUAUGCAAGCCUGGUGGUCAUGGUGUACUAUGGAAACUUGCUUAUGACAAAGGCAUCUUUCAAUGGUUUUAUGAUCAUGGAAGGAAAGGUGCUACUGUUCGGCAAGUCAGUAAUGUUGUGGCUGCUACAGAUGUGACCCUCUUGGCAUUGGCAGGGAUUGGUUUACAUCAUGGAAAGAAACUGGGAUUUGCUUCCUGCAAGCGGAACUCAGGGGCUACAGAAGGAGUCAAUGUUUUAAUUGAGAAGAAGAACCUUGAUGGGAAGUGGGCAUAUGGUUUGUCAUGCAUUGAAUACACUGAGUUUGAUAAGUUUGGAAUCACAAGUGGACCUCCUUCACCCAAUAGUUUGCAGGCAGAGUUCCCUGCCAAUACCAACAUUCUUUAUGUGGAUCUACCUUCCGCUGAACUAGUUGGAUCAACAAGAAGUGAAAGAAGUUUACCUGGCGUAGUAUUAAAUACAAAGAAGUCAAUUGUAUAUACGGAUUAUUUUGGAAGCUGGCACAGUGUCCAUGGUGGCAGGCUGGAGUGCACUAUGCAAAACAUUGCAGAUAAUUUUCUUAAUACAUAUUCAUCUAGAUGUUACAAAGGUGUGGAAGAUAAAUUGGAUACCUUUAUUGUUUAUAAUGAAAGGAGAAGGGUUACAUCAUCUGCUAAGAAGAAAAGAAAACAUGCAGACAUGUCUCUUCACCAGACUCCUGAUGGUUCACUGUUGGAUAUCAUGCGGAAUGCCUAUGAUCUUCUUUCGCACUGUGAUAUUGAUCUUCCUGAGGUUGAAGGUAAUGAUAAGUAUGUAGACUCUGGACCACCAUUUCUCAUCUUUCUUCAUCCUGCACUUGGCCCACUUUGGGAGGUCACCAGACAGAAAUUUAGUGGGGGUUCCAUUUCAAAGGGCUCAGAACUACAAAUAGAGGUUGCAGAGUUCUUAUGGAGAAAUGUUCAGCUUGAAGGGAGCAUGAUUAUUGCAGCUGACAACAUUAUGGGCUCAACUAGGGUUGAUGAAAAUGGUGAACCAACACUACAAUAUGGGCACAGGUAUGGAAGGUGUAAGUUACAUAAUGUGAAGGUGCUGAAUGAUGGAAUUGACUGGAGUUCUGGAGAUAAUGUAUAUUGGAAGCAUGAUGUUCGUCAUUUUGAGGCACUUAAGGUCAUACUUCAUGGAAAUGCUGAGUUUGAGGCCAGCAAUGUUACCAUACAGGGAAAUCAUUUAUUUGAAGUCCCAGAUGGCUACAGAAUGAAGAUCACUUCUGGAGAUCCAGGUCUAGCUCUUCAGUUGGACCCCUUACCACAGAAUCUGAUGGAUAGAGGAAGCUGGUUCUGGAAAUACAAUAUCAAUGGCUGUCACAUUUUGUUGGAAUUAAUAGAGUUGUGAAAUAAUACCCAGAUGCUUAACCUUGCUCUUAUGUGAAUCAUGGUUCACGAAUACUGAGCUUCGACCUCUCUGAUUCUGAUUGGUUGAACAUAAGUUUAACCUUUUCUCAACUAGGAUGUUUCAUUAAAGUAAAUUGAAUUGGAGUCAUCUAGAAAGUUAUGAAGUCCCGGCCAUAGUUCUUUGCAUAUAAUUCUUUUUUGUUGUAGUUACAUUGCUCAUGUAACUUAGACUGUAAAAGAACGGUGUAAAAGUUCCAGCAAUGAAAUCUGUAUCUAUAUUCAUUAAAA
This is a messenger RNA of Theobroma cacao (cacao), 3082 nucleotides long. RefSeq names its product UDP-glucose pyrophosphorylase 3 (gene UGP3). Gene Ontology annotation, molecular function: UDP-N-acetylglucosamine diphosphorylase activity. Gene Ontology annotation, biological process: UDP-N-acetylglucosamine biosynthetic process. Lineage: Eukaryota; Viridiplantae; Streptophyta; Magnoliopsida; Malvales; Malvaceae. The record is from RefSeq and is a predicted model, not a curated record.